Sus scrofa (pig) is the source of this 1570-nucleotide messenger RNA. NCBI's taxonomy places the organism in Eukaryota, Metazoa, Chordata, Mammalia, Artiodactyla, Suidae. The record is from RefSeq and is a predicted model, not a curated record.
CCGCUCCGCCUCUGCCGCACUCCCUCAGCCCGCGAGGCCGCGCGCAGGCCGGUCCCGCGGUGCUCCGCGGGAGGGGCCAAGCUUGUGUUCCUCCUCCCUACCGGUCCUCAUCCUUAAAGCACGAGUCCGACGCCCCGCCUAUUGGAGAGGGUGUCUCGAACUGGACAGCGAGCGGCCGGGGCGGGCCAGAACCCACCAAGGAGGGCCUGAGGCAACCGAGCCGCCGAGACGGGCACGCGAGCGUCUUGGCCCCGACUGAGUAGUUGCGGGAGUUGCGAGGGGAGGGGUCGCGGGCGCCAUUGCUGCUCGUCGGAGCGCCUCCGAGCCGCCGUCAACCCUUGGCUGCUCUCCCCGGUCUGGGAAGAGCAGUUGCCAGUCCCCGGCCGGGUCUCGUGAGUCGGGUGCCCCCGCCGCCGCCCACGCCGAGACCAUGUUUGACAAGACGCGGCUGCCGUACGUGGCCCUCGAUGUGCUCUGCGUGUUGCUGGCUGGAUUGCCUUUUGCAAUUCUUACUUCAAGGCAUACCCCCUUCCAACGAGGAUUAUUCUGUAAUGAUGAGUCCAUCAAGUACCCUUACAAAGAAGACACCAUACCUUAUCCAUUAUUAGGUGGAAUAAUCAUUCCAUUCAGUAUUAUCGUUAUGAUUGUUGGAGAAACCCUGUCUGUUUACUUUAACCUCUUGCACUCGAAUUCCUUUAUCAGGAAUAACUACAUAGCCACUAUUUACAAAGCCAUUGGAACAUUUUUAUUUGGUGCAGCUGCUAGUCAGUCCCUGACUGACAUUGCCAAGUAUUCAAUAGGCAGGCUGCGGCCUCACUUCUUGGAUGUUUGUGACCCAGACUGGUCAAAAAUCAACUGCAGUGAUGGUUACAUUGAAAACUACAUAUGUCGAGGGAAUGCACAAAAAGUGAAGGAGGGCAGAUUAUCCUUCUACUCAGGCCACUCUUCAUUCUCCAUGUACUGCAUGCUGUUCGUGGCACUUUAUCUUCAAGCCAGGAUGAAGGGAGACUGGGCAAGACUCUUACGCCCCACACUGCAAUUUGGUCUUGUUGCUGUAUCCAUUUACGUGGGCCUUUCUCGAGUUUCUGAUUACAAACACCACUGGAGUGAUGUGUUGACUGGACUCAUUCAAGGAGCUCUGGUUGCAAUUGUAGUUGCUGUAUAUGUAUCAGAUUUCUUCAAGGAGAGAAAUUCUCCUUUUAAAGAAAGGAAAGAAGAGGACUCUCAUACAACUCUGCACGAAACACCAACGACGGGGAAUCACUAUCGGAACAGUCACCAACCUUGAAUGUGGUGGCAGAGUGCCCAGAUGAAGCUGGCCUGCUUUCUAAAGGAAAAUGAUUGCAACCAGUAAGCAAGAGGAUGCGUCUUUCUUCCCGGUGUACAAGCCUUUAAGGGACUGCUGCUGCUAUACCUCUUGAAUGCCCACUUUACCUGUGUGUAUAUAGUUACAUUUAACACAAUGGUUAUCUAAUAGCUCUAAGUUCAUUAAAAAAAAUUUCAAGCCUUUCACUAAAACAAUGCCCCACUUGUACAUUUUUUAUUAAAAAAUGUAAUGCUUAUGUACAAA